AUUGGGUUGACGUCCAUCGACCACCCACCGGAUGCUGCGUGCGUCUCAAUCGUCGCUCCGGUCGCUGCUCUUCCGCCCCCACCGCUUCAGCACCGUCACCCUCGAAGCUCCAGCAGCAGCAGGCGAGAUGAACGUGACUCGCCACAACUUCGCCAAGCACUUUAAAGACCUUCAGAAGGAUCUACAGCUGCCCACUUGCCGCUUCAUAGCCAUUGACACGGAGUUCACAGGUCUGUCGCCCAAUGAGUUUGAGCGCGAACAAUACCUAGACACACUAGAGGAGCGCUACCACAAGGUGAAGCGCGCGGGCGAGAGCUUCCUCAUCACGCAGUUCGGGCUCUCCACCGUGCACGUGGAUCAGAAGGAUCAGUUCCACAUCAAGACGUGGAACUUUUACGUAUUCCCGAGACCUUAUGGCUCACUGGACGAGCGCUUCUUGUGCCAGGCCUCAAGCUUACAGUUUCUAUCGGAGCAUGGCUUCGACUUCAACAAGUUCAUUGGAGACGGCAUCCCAUUCGUCAAUCUGUCCAAGACUCCAGCUAUGAAGAAGCGUCUGCAGCGCCGUAUCGAUGGACUGACUAAAGUGAACAAGAACUUGCAGCUUUCUGACGACGGUGUGGCCUUCCAAAAUGAAGUCAAGCAGCAGUUGGACGAGUGGAUCGCUGGAGGAGCCAAGAAGGGUCAGAAAUUGCUCGUGCCCACGAGGAACUCGUUCUACUCGAUGAUCGUACACGAGACUGCGCGUGCCAAGGCCAGUUAUCUGUACACAGAGUCCGCGGAAGGUGGUGUGGAAGUGUCAUAUGUGUCAAAGAAGAUCAAAGAGGAAUUGAUCGCUGCCAAGGUGAAGGAGAUGAAGAAAGAGAUGGAGGACGCGAUCGGCUUCUCCAAGGUGAUCGAGACGUUGAGUGAGAGCAAACUGCCCGUUGUUGGACACAACGCGCUGCUGGACUUUGUGUACGUCUUCCACCAGUUUUACAAACCCCUCCCAGAGACUCUGGCGGAGUUCAAAACGCAGCUUCUGGAGCUCUUCCCGACCAUCUACGACACGAAACAUGUUACGCUCCGUUCUCCUCUUGGCGAGAAGCUGAAGUCAACGGGUCUGUCGUCGUUGUUCGAGUACAUGCGCGAGAAUGUCAAGCCUGAGCCUGAAAGUCUGAUUCCCAGCGAUGAGCGCUUCGAUACUUACCGUGAGGCUCUAAAGGCGGAAGCUGACGGCAACGAGAGCUUGCUGUGUCACGAGGCUGGCUUCGAUGCGUUCAUGACUGCCGUGUGCUUCCUUGGUCUCUUAGCCCACGACGCCAAGGGUGAAUUACCUGACCAACUCGUACCUAAGGAAGGCAGCUCUGCUCGCCUGAAAGUGCGCCUGGAAGAGCUCGAGAGCUUCAAGAACCAGCUGAACUUGAUGGUAUCGGACCAGAGCUUCCUUGACCUUGGCAACGUUGACCAGACGAUCGAUCGCACUCGUGUGUACCGUGUGACCAGCACUACGAAGCGACGGAUCCAGCAUGUGCGCAUGGAAGACGUGUUCCAGUCUUCUAAGGUGCAGCGUGUCGUGCGUGAAAGCGAUCAAGACGCGUUCGUGGUGCUCACGGAGCCUGCUGCAGUGAACAACGAGGUGAAGACUGAACUGGGCUUGAACAUCACCACGUACGACGAACAUGUAGCUGCUGAGGCUGAGAAGGCUCGUCAGGAGAAGGAGGAGGCUGACCAGAAGAUCUUCGAGAAAAUCUCAGCUGCCCGUGGUUCAACAGGUGGUGAGACCAAGGAGGAGGCAUCCACGUGGAGUAGCUGCACCAUUUCGUAGACGUAGCUAGAGAGGGAGUUUUGUCUGACCCAAUAAGAUACUUAUAGUAUGCUUGAUUCGUUGACGAAAGUGGGUUUCGUGAAUGAAAUCAUAGGAAGUACAAGUACUUAGUCCCAAUCAAGAAGUAGGACGUGGUUGCUGACAAGUUAUCAGUGAUAACUAACUUUUUGCUUAUCACUGACAUGCGA
Phytophthora nicotianae INRA-310 is the source of this 1992-nucleotide messenger RNA. RefSeq lists its product as hypothetical. Gene Ontology annotation, cellular component: cytoplasm. Gene Ontology annotation, molecular function: RNA binding; 3'-5'-RNA exonuclease activity. The record is from RefSeq and is a predicted model, not a curated record. The transcript has a single exon. The coding region runs from base 32 to 1804 and encodes 590 amino acids. Lineage: Eukaryota; Oomycota; Peronosporomycetes; Peronosporales; Peronosporaceae.